Messenger RNA from Didymodactylos carnosus, 867 nucleotides. NCBI's taxonomy places the organism in Eukaryota, Metazoa, Rotifera, Eurotatoria, Philodinida, Philodinidae. The record is from the annotation of a GenBank genome assembly.
AUGAUUCUGCAUAAUCGACCGGUUGGAGGAAUGGAAUCGAUUGAAAUGAACGUUUGGGAAUGGUCUGGUGUGAAACCAACAAUCUUCUUAUGCCAUGCCACGUCAUUUCAUGGCCGUUGUUGGGAUCAGAUAGUUCAUGCUUUACCAAAUCAACAUAUCAUUGCCAUAGAUUUUCGAGGACAUGGUUUAUCAACCAAGCAUGCACCUCCAUACUCUUUCCGUUCGUUUGGUGAAGAUUUGGCAGCUCUUGCGGAAAAACUUGAAUUACGAGAAGCUAUUGGUGUUGGUCAUUCUUUAGGCGGCUACGCCGUCGUUUUAGCAGCAGCUCUGCGUCCAACAUCAUUCUCCUCGCUACUGUUGUUAGAUCCUGUUAUUCUUUCUGAAUCGGCAUAUACUUCAAACAUAAACAUGCCUGUUGGUUUUAUACUUAAGCGUCGCCAUAUUUGGUCGUCUGCUAAUGAAAUGAUUGAAAGUUUUCAAAAUCGUAAACCAUUUCGGACGUGGAAUUCAGCCGUUUUACGAGAUUAUUGUAAUUACGGAUUAAUUCCAUCACAAAAUGGUUCUGAUUUAAUUCUUGCUUGUUCUCCCGAAGCGGAAGCGUCAGUUUAUAUUUCAAGCGUUGCACCAGAAUCGAAUAUUUAUCAAGAAAUAUCUCAAAUUGAAAUUCCAGUUCAUAUUGUACGAUCACCGCUGCCAUUGGUGGCCGGUGGUUUUGAAACUUCACCGACAGCACACAACCUAGUUACUUAUUUCAGACAAGGUCAGGAGACAGUGAUAGACGAUAUUUCUCAUUUUAUUCCAAUGGAAAGACCAGAAUUGGUUGUCAAACUAAUCCAGAAUGAGUUAAUGAAAUUUAAAAAUAGAUGA